Messenger RNA from Calypte anna (Anna's hummingbird), 2031 nucleotides. RefSeq names its product BCL2 interacting protein 2 (gene BNIP2). The transcript is spliced from 14 exons. The record is from RefSeq and is a predicted model, not a curated record. Lineage: Eukaryota; Metazoa; Chordata; Aves; Apodiformes; Trochilidae. Bases 346 to 1389 code for a protein of 347 amino acids. Gene Ontology annotation, cellular component: cytoplasm. Gene Ontology annotation, biological process: apoptotic process.
CGGCGCGCGGCGCAGUGGGACCCUCCCGCGGAGGCGGCAAAGGUUCUGUUUGGUUCGGUUCUGUUCGGUGCGGCCCGGGCCCUGCUCCUCUCCCACCCGGUACCAUUGCGGGUGAGGUGAUAUAACGAGACCGUGCAGCCAAAGUUUCGACUGGCUUGGACUUGGGUAUCAGCAGAAUGGUUUUUUGUGUUCCAUCAUUGGGAUUUCCUUGUUGCUGGUGAUGGGUGAACCUGAAAAAAACCAGCUAGACUUGCACAUCACACGCUCCUCUUAAAUGCACUGUCCUGAAGACAAAAGGUUCUGGCUGCUCAGGAGUUCUGAUUAGGAGUUCAGGUUGGCUGGAGAAUGGAAGGUGUUGAGUUUAAGGAGGAAUGGCAAGAUGAAGAUUUUCCAAGGCCCCUGCCAGAGGAUGAUCCUGUUGAGUCAGAUAUAUUGGCUGCAUCUGGAGCAGAUAGUGAAGCUGAGGUUAAUGAAACCAAAGCAAGGAAGAAACUAAUGGCUCCAGAUAUUAGCUUAACUUUGGAUCACAGUGAGGAAUCUGUUUUGUCUGAUGACUUGGAUGAGAGUGGAGAGAUAGACUUGGAUGAUUUAGACACUCCAUCAGAAAACAGCAAUGAGUUUGAAUGGGAAGAUGAUCUUCCAAAACCAAAAACUACUGAUGUAAUUAGGAAAGGAUCACUUCCUGAAUACACUGAGGCAGAGGAGAAAGACGAUGGUCGACGCUGGCGAAUGUUUAGGAUCGGAGAACAGGACCAUAGGGUGGACAUGAAGGCAAUUGAACCAUAUAAAAAAGUUAUCAGUCAUGGUGGUUAUUAUGGUGAUGGGUUAAAUGCCAUUGUUGUGUUUGCUGUUUGCUUUAUGCCUGAAAGCAGCCAACCUAACUACAGAUACCUAAUGGACAAUCUAUUUAAGUAUGUAAUUGGCACUUUAGAGCUGUUAGUAGCAGAGAACUAUAUGAUAGUUUACCUGAAUGGGGCAACGACACGAAGAAAAAUGCCAAGUUUAGGCUGGCUUAGGAAAUGUUACCAGCAAAUUGAUAGAAGGUUGAGGAAAAAUCUGAAAUCAUUAAUCAUAGUUCAUCCUUCUUGGUUCAUCAGGACACUUCUGGCCAUCACAAAACCUUUUAUCAGCUCAAAAUUCAGCCAAAAAAUUAGGUAUGUCUUUACCCUGGCAGAACUAGCUGAACUCAUCCCCAUGGAAUACGUUGGCAUCCCCGAAUGCAUAAAACAGUAUGAAGAAGAAAAGUUUAGAAAGAAACAGAAAAGAGUUGACCAAGAGAUGAAUGGAAAACAAGAACAGAAAAGUGAACAUCUAUUUUCCAGAAUACAGAACUGCAAGUUCUGUGAAUUUGGUCUGUUGGCCAAAAGAUUUAAGUCUAAUCCACCAUAGAAGCUGAACUGCUUAAAUGGCUGUUUUGAAAAAGAUUUGAGGAGAAGCUACUGGAGUGGUUUUGGAAAGUCAAGUCCUUAUCUUACCAUACUUCUUCUUACUCUAGCUUGCUGAGCUGCUAGUUAAUGUUUAUGACAUGAAAUUCCAGGUUAGCAACUACAAAAAAAAACUCAUGGAGGACAGAUGCUUAGUUUGCAGUGCUUUAUAAUUGGUCAUCUCAAGAAAGAAAAGCCCAAGUAGUAUGGUGUUCUGUGAGCUGGAAAGUGAAUAGAAGGGUUAAAAUAUUGUCUGUUAGUAAAUGGGAAAUGUGUGAUACAGGGAAUGUGCAGUGUUUAUGAAAAGCUGCAGUAGUCAUGGUAAAAACAUAGAUUGUAAAUCAUUGAGGAUAUAACUGGCUUAAAAGUAUAUAAUAUUCUUCACAAAUGUGACUAUUUUCCUUUGGCCCUUUAAUAUAAAAUUACAUAAGUACAAGACUCUUCACCUACCUCUUAAGAAUGUUAUCCUUUUAAAAUGAGCUUCUGUUCUCUGUCUUGCAAGGUGUCAUAGAGUAUUGUGAUGUAACACAUUUCUGAAUGUGCUAGCUGUUAAUAUUUAUGGGAAACUUUUUAUUUAGAAAAAAAAAUAAAUGUUAUGUGCAAUAAA